This is a messenger RNA of Acanthopagrus latus (yellowfin seabream), 2044 nucleotides long. RefSeq names its product zinc finger protein 239-like. Bases 152 to 1162 code for a protein of 336 amino acids. The transcript has 2 exons. Gene Ontology annotation, molecular function: DNA-binding transcription factor activity, RNA polymerase II-specific; RNA polymerase II cis-regulatory region sequence-specific DNA binding. NCBI's taxonomy places the organism in Eukaryota, Metazoa, Chordata, Actinopteri, Spariformes, Sparidae. The record is from RefSeq and is a predicted model, not a curated record. Gene Ontology annotation, biological process: regulation of transcription by RNA polymerase II.
AACAUAAAUUCCACCGACGGAACGUGAACAGUGUAACACCACGCGGAAGUAAACAAAAGACCGUUGAUACUGGUCGAACUUUCAUGUUUUCACUGAAACACGGUGGUUUAUCUGUCAACCUUGGAGCUGAAUUCGUUGUUAUACAUUAAAAAUGUCUUCCGUCGAGUGUUUGAGAGGUUUCAUCAACGAGCGACUAACUGCUGCUGCUGAAGAAAUAUUCGGAGUUUUUCAGAAAACUAUCGUCAAGUACGAGGAGGAGAUCGACCGUCAGCGCAAACUGCUGGAUAUCUUUUGGAAACCAGAAAUAAAGUUACACAGGAUAGAGCUCCCACAGCAGCGUGUCUGUACGGAGGACGAGGUUCUCACUGACCAGCUGCUCUGUAACCAGGAGAGGAACUCCAGUCUGGACCGAGAGGAACCAGAACCUCCACAGAUUAAAGAGGAGCAGGAGGAACUCUGCAGCAGUCAGGAGGGAGAGCAGCUUGUUCUGAAGCAGGAGACUGAUACCUCUAUGUUGAUUCCUCCUUAUGAAGAAAGUGACCACAGUGGACCAGAACCAAACAGUGACCACCAGCUCCUCCCUCACAACUCUCAUGUAGCUGAGAGCCAAAAUCAGAAAGGAGGCAAACAUGGAGACUCGGGAUUAACUAAAGCUGCAAAGAAAAAAUCAAAGAAAAGACAUAAUGCUCACAAAAAUGAAAAGCCCUUUAAAUGUGACACAUGUGGGAGAGAUUUUCUGCAGAAAAGUUACUUAAAUGCUCACCUUACGAUUCACACAGGUGAAAGGCCAUUUUCUUGCAACACCUGUGGGAAAAGCUUCAGAAUGAGAAAAUCAUUAAUUCUUCAUAUGAGAGUCCACACAGGUGAGAGGCCAUUUUCUUGCAAAACCUGUGGAAAGGAUUUCACAACUUCUCGUAACUUGAUGGUCCACAUGAGACUCCACACAGGUGAGAAGCCAUUUUAUUGCAAAACCUGUGGAAAGGAAUUCAGAUCUUGUAGUAACUUGUUCAGCCACAUGAAAGUUCACACAGGUGAGAAGCCGUACCUUUGCCAAACCUGCGGCAAGCAAUUCUCUUGGCGGUCAAAGAUGAAAAGACACGUAAGAAUACAUGAACGUAAAAAUGUGAGUACCCGCAAAACCCAGGAGGCUGUUCAGACUUAAACCUGCUGUAAGGGAUAUUUUGUCAUUAUCAUCAGUGUUAAAGAGUGCUACAUUCCAACAUCAAUCACAGUUACAGAUUGUUUCUCUAGUAACCCAUGUCACUCCUCCACCUGUUCAUGCAGUACAAGAGAAUAGACAUUUUCUGGUCUCUCUGACCGCGCUAUCCAAUCAGGACAGAGAACUCAAGAAAGAGGCGAUCCUCUCUGUUUCUGAACACUCAGAGAGCAGGAACCUCCUGUUGGCUGUCAUGUCUGAUGAUUACUGCUGCACAUUCAUGUGGUGACGAUAAGAGGAGAGAGGGGAUUGUAAACUGGAGAAUGGACACAAAGUUAGCUGAACCUAAAACAACAGUUACAGUGGCUUUAAUCAUUACUACAUGUCCUGGUGAGGAGCAGUAUAACUUCAACAGCUAUCAGAGAUGUUUUAGUCUGUGUCAGCUGCUAAGGUUCAUCAGAUAACUGUCAGAGGUGAGGAGCUGCGUUGUUGCAGCAGUUUUGCUCAAAUCACAUCCUCAGAAAAACAGCAGAGGAUCAGCUCACACAGGACAAACCAUCAAUGAAAUGCUGUUCGCAACAGCUAAGUCUCUGUAAGUGAAUGUGUACAAUUUACCACUGAGAUGAGGCCACCGUACAAUGCAGAACAUCUUUGAACUUUUGAAUUAUUUGUGUUCACUACUUCAGUAACAUGAGUGGACUGUGAACUUUGCUGAAGCUGACAAACUCUCUAGUGGUGUUGGAGCCUUUUGCCAGCAGCACGUCAUCUGAAUUUAUACUUUUAUGUACUUUUGUGUUUUAUGUGGUGUUCUGCUGUUUUUUGUUUUGUUUUUUGUUUUUUGUUUUUGUGUAUUUACUCUCACAAUAAAGCUACAAGAUUCAAAUUGAA